Messenger RNA from Pichia kudriavzevii, 1380 nucleotides. RefSeq lists its product as uncharacterized. The record is from RefSeq and is a predicted model, not a curated record. Lineage: Eukaryota; Fungi; Ascomycota; Pichiomycetes; Pichiales; Pichiaceae. Gene Ontology annotation, molecular function: structural constituent of nuclear pore. Bases 1 to 1380 code for a protein of 459 amino acids. Gene Ontology annotation, cellular component: nuclear pore central transport channel; nuclear pore. Gene Ontology annotation, biological process: nuclear pore organization; NLS-bearing protein import into nucleus; protein localization to nuclear inner membrane. The transcript has a single exon.
AUGUUUGGAUCAAGUAAUACCACUAGUGGAGCUGGAAGUGCAGGUACGGGAACAGGGUUUUCCUUUGGAGGAGGCGCAACUGUAUCAACCAGCCAGCCGACCAAACCAGCUUUUUCAUUUGGGAAUGCAAACACAAACACAAACACAAGUACGGGAGCCAACACAUCAAAUGGUGGCACAAGUGGUGGAUUUUCAUUUGGUAAGCCUGCAGCGACUACAAAUGCAGCAACACCAGGUUCAAGCACGACACCGGGGUUUUCAUUUGGCAAUUCAACAACGAAACCGUCCGCUUCUGCUGGAAAUGGUGGUUUUUCGUUUGGCAAUUCGACGUCAAAUACUACUGCCUCUAAUACCAAGACUGGGCUGGGAACUAACACCACAAUGCCAUCAUCUUUAGGGAGUGGGAAUGCUGGGUUUUCAUUUGGCAAUCAAAACUCUGCCCAGGGCACGAAUGUACAACCACAAGGCGCAUCGAAGACAACUUCAAUGUUUAGCUCUCAACCAUCAUUUGGAUGGUCCAAACCGGGUACAUUGACGACAAACACAGCGACUACAACAACACUACCGACAACGACUGCAAUGACCACGGGACCAAACACAUCUCUAGGAUUACAGUCUGCGCAACAGGGUACUAUGAAUAACACACGUAGCGACUACACCCCUACGAUCAACGAUAAGCUCCUGAAAAUUAAGAAUUCAUGGGAUCCUAGUAACCCACAAUGUAAGAUGGUCACACAUGUUUACAAUCGAGUAGAUCCAAAUUUUAGUUACUUUAACCGACCAGAAAAUGAGACACCCGAAGAAUGGGAAAAUGCAAUGGCCAACAGGCCAAAAGAGUAUAAUACAUUACCUGUAAAAUGUGCAGGAUUCAACCAACUAUUUGAACGGAACCAAAUUCAAGAUGUCCAUGUCAAGGAGACGAGACUGUUGUUGAACGACAUUGAUAAUAGAAUAACCAAAAUGAAUGAGAAGCACGAUUUGCAUAGUAACACAUUGUUGUUGAAAUGUAAAAUGAAACAGAAGAACUUGAAUAUCAAGUUGCUGAAAAUAGCCAUCAAUCUCUCCAUCUUGAAAUACAAAGGGUAUCCGUUGACCAACGACGAAGAAAUACUGAUUUCCAAGUUCAACGAAUUGUUGAAGAAACUGGACGACCCAGUUGGUUUGAAUCGUGUCAAUGAAUUAUGGGCAAGAUUGGCGAGCUUGAAGGAGAAGUAUCCUGUACCAAUUGGAGGUGACUGUGAACCAGAUAGUGUAGAGGAAGGUUCGGAUUCACAGGUCAUUCAGAACAUGGUGAAAGUAUUGGCGAAACAACAGCAGGGGAUCCAAUUUUUGUACGAACUGAUGGAGGAGGAUGAGAACAAGUUAAACAAACUUUUAUAG